Messenger RNA from Phytomonas sp. Hart1, 1752 nucleotides. Lineage: Eukaryota; Euglenozoa; Kinetoplastea; Trypanosomatida; Trypanosomatidae. The record is from the annotation of a GenBank genome assembly.
UUCCAAGAUGUGUGGCAAGGAAGGAAAAAUUCUACAGUUUAAAAAAUAAAUCACAAAAAUCAGCUCUUUGAUUUGGUAUAGUGCGAAUAGCCUUUUGCGAUGUACGAGGUUAGCAUCCAUGAUUCAACGCGUCUCCUUCAUGUGUCAUAUUGACACCCGAUUACAGGACACAAGUCUGUCUGGUUCUUUUGAACAAAAACUUGCAAACCUAAAAGAACUUCAAGGAUCAUUUAACAUCAAAGAAUGAUGUAAAGAGACACACGCCCAAAGUUACGCACUAUUUAGAGUAAAUAAACCUUGUAGUAUAGAUGCGCUCUCCAUCGUCUAAUUGCAUCACGCGUCAGCUUGCUCAGUUCCUUAUACGACCGCAAGCCGUGGAAUGCCAAUGAUUUGGUUGUAAGCCCCCGGACAUUGUUUUGUUGAGGAAAACUUGCUGUUCGAUUAGGUGUGGUUGAAAUUAUUGAAUAAAAAUGUCAAGUAAUACGAUUCCCUUGGGUGCCUAGUCUAACCGUAUAGGCAACAUUGCUUUGCAAAGCAAAAGGAGAUUCUCAGACCUCCCUCACACUAUGUGGUGAGCCAUCCGAACAUAUCGCUGACGAUCCCUUCAGUCCAUGUGAAUGCGAUCAUGGAGGGGUUCGGCAUCUACAAACCCUCACCGGGGGGCGUGCAUCUCUCCCUCUCUCUAACAUCAUGGCACACUGCAAAGCCCUAAGGAGUGGUGCUUGUGAAACCCAAAAGAGCCUAUUAUUGUUUCAUAAACUCAGGUAAAAUAUGCUGGUGAGGCAUGCAAAUGAGGUUUCCCAAAAUAUGUCUUUUGUCUCACACUUUUUUUUCUCAUGAUUUAGUAAUAAAUUAGCAGUCGUAUCGUAAUUUUAUCCGGGUAUAUGUAUUUAAGCGAUGGGCUCAAAAGCAGAGUACAUCCGUUAUGAUCGUCAAAUACGCUUAUGGGGUAAAACUACUCAGCAGCGCUUGAUGGAAACUGAGGUACGAAUGUUAGAUCUACAAGGCGUGAACGCUGAAAUAGCGAAAAAUAUCGUCCUGGCGGGCAUUAAAUCUUUAAAGGUGUACAACACCACUCAAAAGAUCAGAGCUGCCGAGUUGCAUAAUAACUUGCUUGUGCAAAGAAGCAACGAGUCCAUGACCUGCGAAGAAGCGGGGGUUGAAACUCUGAAAUUGCUCAACCCUUAUGUACACAUCACUCUGAGUAAUAGUGAUAAAGGCGGCACGGAAGGCCUUGCGGGGGGCCAUGGCAUCAGCAUCGCGCUGGUACGCGAUGUUAUCGAAUUGAGCUCAGUCGUCGCGCAGUGUGGUGACUUUAGUGACGUUGUGGUGCUGAGUGUGCAAUGCAAUUCCUGUAUACUGACAUUCUUCUUAUAUCGUGAUGAAAUGAUGACGAUGGAGCAACAAUGGCGGCGACUUGUGGAAGACACGACCUGCAUUCAGAACAAACCCGCAGCGUACCAGAAGAUGCUUCUCGCCCUUUAUCUAGGGAAGUCUUCCCCAACAUACGUCCAGCUGCUAACGAGUGCCAUGGAGGCGGUUGAGCAAUUGCAGCUCGGGAAGAUGAGUGCAGAUGAGAUGGAGGAGGUGCUGACCAUGAAGGGGCGCGACCCCGGCCCAACCACUUGCACCCUCGCGGGGGCCUCCGUGGCGCAGCACCUAAUCCGCCAUGUGGGGGAGAGGGGGGGCGAGCGAUCCUGGCGCUGGAUGAUUUGCCGGGGUGCCUCCGAGGUGGAGGUGGGAUUGGAUUAA